GCGCCAAUGCGCCGCCAUUUUCAUGAAACUUUACCGUGACUGUAAAUCGCGGAGACUGUGACGAGGAAGAAUUCCAGCGGACAUCGCACGCUCAUCGGUGGAUCGUCGGAAAAAUCGCGAGAACGGCGAGAAUAAUGUACUGGUCAGCCUGCUUGCACGAAGGUGACUGAGCUGGAUAAUCAAGAAUGCAAGCUAUGCAGGAAAGCAUAUGUACCAACGAUAUUGAGAGUUUGGACACGGAUACUCUCAUACCAGUGGAACUUUUGGCUUGUGAUGUCUCCUCUCAUUCGAGACCACAGGAUGCCUCGACUAUGGUGGAACUUGGUAAACAGCUUCUACAUAGUGCUAAAAAUGGUGACACUGAAGCUGUUCGUGAACUCAUGUGUAGGGGCGCACCAUUUACCACAGAUUGGCUUGGUACAAGUGCGCUCCAUCUCGCCGCACAGAACAAUCACAUAGAUACUGCUGAUGUUUUACUUAGAGCAGGGAUAUCAAGAGAUGCUAGGACAAAAGUCGAUAGAACUCCCUUACACAUGGCAGCAUAUGAAGGUCAUCAUCAGAUGGUACAGUUGCUGCUUAACUAUGGAGCAGACGUCAAUAGCAGAGACAUGUUAAAAAUGACUCCAUUGCAUUGGGCAGUAGAACGUGAACACAUAGAUGUAAUGCACAUUUUACUAGAUCAUGGAGCCGAUACGAGUGCAACUAGUAAAUUUGAGAAAACUCCAGUCAGUCUUGCAUUGGAGCAUGAUAGACUAGACUUUGUAGAUAUAUUACAACAAGAACGAGAGCUAAUAGGUAUUCAAACUCAUCAACAGAAUCAAGCUAAUUCUGUAGAACUGGAAGUAGCCACGAAUAAUUUAGUACAAUUAGAAGCUGCCAAUAAUAGCAAAAGUUCGAUAAUACAAGAAGAGGAACAAAAGUUUGGAAUGACACAGCAGCAACAAUCUCCACGUAAACGUAAACUUUCUCAAGCGCAAAUUGAGAAAAAACAAAAAAUGAUCUUUCAACAAAUUUCUAUAUCAUCAAAUGAUACAGAUGGCGAACAAGAAAAAGAAAUUGAAGAUGUUGAAAUAAUUAAUGCGAAUAAUAUUAUGAAUAAUAAGAAACAUAAAGAUAUCUUAUCGAUAGGCAAACAGUUUAGGUUAUUAGAAACACAUGGAAUCAGAAUGAUACCUGUAGAUGAUGAAUCAUCUAUUGUAGAAAAGGCAAUGGAAAGUGGGAGAACAGUAGUUUUAACAGAAGCCGGAAAAAUUGCUUUGAAUUUGACGAAAGGUUCGUCGAUUAAACGCCUUCAAGUUGCUUCACGGAAAGGACCAUCGAGGAAAGUUAUAACAAUUAGAGCAGACCAAAUUCAAUCAAAAAUUUUAAAUCCAAAUUCUAAUACAUCUACAUCACGAAGUCCAAAUAUUUUGAAAAAAGCUGUUGAUAACAAACCAAUGAAGUUAUUGGUCACAACAGUUCCUAACACUUCAACAGCAUCUACUGUCACCGAAAUCAAGAAUUCUAUUUCGACAAAAGAAAAAAUUGUUUACGCUCCAUCAAAGAUCGUGGAAUCAACAGUUUCACAAUUAGAUGAUGAUAUAGAAGAAAUUAUUGAAGACGAUAAUCCAGAAAACAGGGAGCCAGUAACAGAUAUAGCAGUACUGAAUAGACAAUUAGCAGAAGCGCGAAGACAAGCCGCCGAGUAUCGUAAGCAAUUACAAGAAAAAGAAAAGGAAGCGGAAAUAUAUAAACAGCAACUCAAGAACAUCACAGCGCAAAUAGCAUCUAAGUAGUUUUGUAUAAAUAUAGAUUUCAUAUUCGGUUUCACAAUUUGCAAAUCGGAUUUCUCUUUUUAUAUCAAAAAACUUUAUAGCUUCGUUUUUUUUACAACAUAUUGUGUAUUUUUACAACAUAUUAUCAAGUAAGUGAUUCAAAGUCCUCUCAAUCCUCUUUUUGUAUAUGAAUUUUGUUUCCACGAAUAUUAGAUAACAAUUUUCAUUAUUAAAACAGUUUUGUAAAGAAUACCUAUAAGAAACUGGCAAUUUCAUACGUAUUUAUGAAAUACUUCUCAAUAUUUACAUAAACUUAUUUUACUAUAUUUUAUAGUAUGCAUGAGUUCUACUUUUAUUAUGUGCAAAUAUAAAAAAGAUAUAUAUAAAAUAAAUACUUUAGUAAAACAUUGAUAACAAAUUACGGCCAGAUACAUGAAAUUGAAUGUAAAUGUACAUAAACCUUUUGCUUUCCACAUAAUGUAUUAAAUUUAAUUUAUUCGUGUUUUUCAGACUCAUACUUGUAUAGAAUGAGAGACAUUUUGUAACGUAAAUUAUCUUGUUAGUUAAAAAACAUGUUUUUUAUAAAUUCUGCUUAAUUUUGAGA
Messenger RNA from Acromyrmex echinatior (Panamanian leafcutter ant), 2358 nucleotides. RefSeq names its product Ada2a-containing complex component 3 (gene Atac3). NCBI's taxonomy places the organism in Eukaryota, Metazoa, Arthropoda, Insecta, Hymenoptera, Formicidae. Gene Ontology annotation, cellular component: nucleus. The record is from RefSeq and is a predicted model, not a curated record. Gene Ontology annotation, biological process: positive regulation of transcription by RNA polymerase II. Gene Ontology annotation, molecular function: transcription cis-regulatory region binding; protein binding.